This is a messenger RNA of Lepisosteus oculatus (spotted gar), 6038 nucleotides long. Lineage: Eukaryota; Metazoa; Chordata; Actinopteri; Semionotiformes; Lepisosteidae. The record is from RefSeq and is a predicted model, not a curated record.
UGCCACAAAAAGGACUCCAUUUCCCGGCGUGCCAUGGGGGGCGGUAGUUCCGGCCGCUGUCGGGUUUGUUGUGUAGAGUCAGGCAGUCAGUGAUUUGGUAAGAUGGCGGCUGCGGCGGUAGUGGAGUUUCAGAGGGCUCAGUCUCUCCUCAGCACGGACCGCAACGCGUCCAUCGAUAUCUUACAUUCAAUAGUGAAGCGUGACAUCCAGGAGAGCGAUGAGGAGGCUGUGCGGGUCAAAGAGCAGAGCAUCCUUGAGCUGGGAUCCCUGCUGGCCAAGACGGGCCAGGCUGCAGAGCUGGGGGGCCUGCUGAAGUACGUGCGCCCCUUCCUGAACUCCAUCAGCAAGGCCAAGGCGGCCCGCCUGGUGCGCUCCCUCCUGGACCUCUUCCUGGACAUGGAGGCGGCCACGGGCCAGGAGGUGGAGCUGUGCCUGGAGUGCAUCGAGUGGGCCAAGUCGGAGAAGAGGACCUUCCUGCGCCAGGCUCUGGAGGUGCGCUGCCCUUCUCCCGUGUUUUGGGCUUUUUCAUACAUGGCGUUAAUAUAUAGUGAUGGUCUUGCCUUGGCAGGGUCCCAGCUACUGCAGGAGCUGAAGAAGAUGGACGACAAGGCUCUGCUGGUGGAGGUUCAGCUCCUGGAGAGCAAGACGUACCAUGCCCUGAGCAACCUCCCCAAGGCGCGGGCAGCCCUCACCUCUGCCAGGACCACUGCCAAUGCCAUCUACUGUCCGCCCAAGCUGCAGGCUGCCCUGGACAUGCAGUCAGGGAUCAUUCACGCCGCGGAGGAAAAGGACUGGAAGACGGCGUACUCCUAUUUCUACGAGGCAUUUGAGGGCUACGACUCGAUCGACAGCCCCCGAGCCAUCACUGCUCUCAAAUACAUGCUCCUCUGCAAGAUCAUGCUGAACUUGCCGGAGGACGUGCAGGCUUUGAUCAGUGGGAAGCUGGCUCUGCGAUAUGCAGGACGACAGACAGAUGCGCUGAAAUGUGUUGCACAAGCUAGCAAGAACAGGUCAUUGGCAGACUUUGAAAAGGCCCUCACGGAGUAUAGAGCAGAGCUGAGGGACGACCCCAUCAUCAACACUCACCUGGCCAAGCUCUACGACAACCUGCUGGAGCAGAACCUCAUCCGGGUCAUUGAGCCCUUCUCCAGAGUGCAGAUAGAACACAUAUCAACUCUCAUCAAACUGUCAAAGGGGGACGUCGAGAGGAAAUUGUCACAGAUGAUUCUGGACAAGAAAUUUCACGGGAUCCUGGACCAGGGAGAGGGGGUGCUGAUCAUAUUCGAUGAGCCUCCGGUAGACAAAACGUAUGAAGCAGCUCUUGAAACCAUCCAGAACAUGAGCAAAGUAGUGGAUUCGCUCUACAACAAAGCAAAGAGGCUAACAUAGAAGUCCAGGCUGCAGUACGUGGAGAAUGUGUGAGACCAGCGAGCGGAACAUUUUGGGGGGAGGGGAGAGCUUAAACAAAAUACAAAACUAAAAAACAAAAAACUGCGACAGGAUUCCUCUGUUUCCUUCUGCUUUCACUCCGAAAGUUUUUAACGUCUCCCUCAACGGACGAAACUUCUCGAACUCCUUUCUUCAUCGCCAUCAUCAUCGUCACCUUUUUGUUUUUCUCCUUUUCAGGUGUCUGUAUAAACACUCAGCGGCCCCAGCCGGCUAUCAGGGAAUAUUGUAAAAUAACGAUAAACAUAUACAUUAUAAAUAUAUAUACAUAUAAACCUCCGAGAUAAUAAAACCGUUAGGAUUACACUGCCUAAAGAGUGUACUCUGUUGCCCCUCUAGGGUUAAAGCUGUCUUGUGACCCACCAGUACUGGUCUGGGGACUUUGUCAAAGGCACGCAGGGGAAGAUGCUCGUCUUGUAGAGACGUUUGCAAAGUUGCGAAAUUUGUACGCCUACUUCCCUCUGUCCUGUCAGAAUCCCGCUGUGUACUCUCGGUUGUAACUUCCGUGCACGGCUGGUUGAAGCCAGGCGUCUCCAGACCUCGUCCUGGAGAACUGGUGUGUCUGCGGGUUUUCCAGCUCUCUUUAAAAUCACUAGCUCCCGGAGAGCUGGGAGGUGUUGAUAAACUGGUCCAAUGAAGCCAGUACAAAGCUGACUAGUACCGUUAAGAACUGAGAUGGAACAAAAACAAGCAGACAUGCUGACCCUCCUGGUCUAGGAUUGGAGAUCCCUCUUUUAGGCUAAAGAGGUAACGGCUUCUAAUAAUAAAAUGGAGCAGGGCAGCAGAUCAGAAAUUACCCCAGGCCGUCAUGUACUUCAUGGUGUUAACCCCGCCAAGUGUUGUUGUCAGUCCCUUCUGCUACCAGGUCCACUUUUAUAAAAACAAAUAUCUGAAUCCAACCAAGUCCUGUAAAGACGAGUGUUUUUGGAAAGCAGGGUGAAGUACCUGUAACAACGCCACCCUAUUUUCUUCAGUUGGGGGAUUGUUAAAUUUAGUCUCCCAAAAGGACAGUGUCCACCUAGCCCUCCUCUGUUUUGCAGAUGUCCCCGGUGAAUGUCCCCGUAGAUCUGGUGACACUCUAGUCUUGCCAUUACCUAGUCCUACAGAGGAUGGAACAGGGCAGUGUGUGUGUGGGGGGAGGGGGGAGGUUUAAAAUAGUGGGGCUCUCCAACUCAACUCUGCCUGCAGUGAUGGUUCACAAACUACAAUACAGUACUUUAUUAGCCAAACUCUGUAUUUUUAUGGUUUUAUUUUGCUUUUCUUUAACAAAAGGAAACAAAAUUCAGUUCAAAUAAAUGUUUUCUAUUUUUAUGACUCUCCUCUGCCUCUUGGACGGUAUACAGAAUGAAUGCAGUUUUCAGUGGGUUCUCUUGCCCCUGUGUCUUUCAAGAUGGAGAAUGAUUGUGUGGGUGCUUGUUUGUGAAGUGGGGGAUUGGGGUCCUGCUUUUAAAGGGAAUGCAAUUAGAAAAAUGGGUGUGUUCUGCCUUUCAUCUAGUAUAGUUCCCAAAAGUGACGAGAGAAAUCUCAAAGGAAUGUCUGAAACGUAGACCUCUCAUUAAUGAGCUCAGCAUCCGGUCUCUGCUAAGUUAGCACGAGAUUUUUCACACCUGCUAGCAGCCAUUCAGUUUGUCCACGAAUCUUGAAGGAUUUAGUAUUAUUUACAAUCUUGCUCGUGUGCAGACAAUACAGCUUGGAAUAAAGGGACUCCUCUUUCCUUCAGUUGAGUCAAAUUCUGCAGUCUGAUAGAUAGACUAGCAUGUCUCAGCUUUAGAAUGUGACUUGGAAACGUGGCUGUUCAGAGCUCAAGGGGUUUAUAUGGCCCAGGGCAGGCCAUUUCCUCUUGGGAAGGGAAAACUUAAAGUCUGGGAUUAAGCAGGUGAGGGGGACCUUUGAUCUGAGCGAUGGAAGAUCAAGCUCACUGCUGAAAAGUAUAUUUUGAUUCCAUCCAGUCAGUUAUGUGGAAAAGUUCAAUGCAUAACUGACUGCACUAUAACUCAAGUGACUGGAGUUAUAGAAAAUGCCACCUCUACUGCCACCCCCACAUCAAUAUCGAUCCAAUUCCUCUUCGCAAUGUGAAGAGGAGGGCAAGGUCUCAGCAGUGCAAGCUGAGAGACAGGUGACCGUGCACACUGGGUAGGUAUUGGUGUUGUGUUGCCAAAACUGCUUUUGCAGGCUUUCAUUACUACCUUAAAUAUAUUCUCUGGGGUUUUACCUGCAGUAACAAUCUGUAGAGAUCUUGAUCAGCUGAGGAGAGGGGCUUUACUGUGACGUGGCAGCACAAGGUCAAAAGCUACAAGAAUCUUCAGGUACUUUAUACUCUGAGAAAGGCACCUUUCCACAACUGAGAUAAGUCUAAGAACACGUUGAGAUGCAAACAACUUCAUGCCUAUUGGUUGUUUUCAUAGUUCUUAAGAUUAAUGACGCUUCUCUCACCCUUAUAAAAAAAAAAAAGUCUUGAAGAGUGGCGUCAAUUCUUUUUACUCUUUAUUCUUUUUGAAAUGCAUGUUGAAAAGUCCUUUGGAAGUCUAGGACUUGCUCUUGUGUUCUGAGCUGCCGGAGCAUCUGUUCUUGUGGAUCAGCCUCCAGGGAACAAAGCAUGGGAUGAGGGUGGUUUCAUCUGGAACAUCUGACCCUUUGUCAGAGGAGCGGGUUUUAAUCGUCCACACCUCUGAGCUUCAGGAGCUUUUCAAUUCCAUGGAUUGGGUUAGGGUUAGGUUUGUGUAAGGAAUAGUGGACAUGAUGUGUGGGGUGUGGUGCACCAUUUUUGCAUGGUUUAUCUGAAUAGAACUCCAAAGGGAUCAUGGCAAUUUUUUUUAUGUGCAUGUGGGUUUUUAAAACGAGCAUUUAAACGUUAUCCAAACCAUUGCUUGAAAGUACUCUAUACUGAAGAAUCAGCAUUUAUCUAGGAUUGCUCACUCUGUCGGCUUAGAUGUGAAGCAAUAGCAUUCAGACUCUGAAAGUUGCAGUGGGUAUGACCUGUUUUGUUUCAGCCAGAUUGGGUUGGAGUGAGAAACACAGGGUCUAUUUCAUUCUCAAGUCAAAUUUUAUUUAUUGCUUUUCCCUCAUACGGUCCCUUCUCUUUUACUCCAGUUAGAGAUUUGGCUAAUUUCAUUGAGGUCAAGGUGUCCCUUUGCAGGGAGCUGUGUCUGCAGAGUUGUGUUAUUGUCAUGAAGGGAUACACACCGGACCUGCUCUUUUUGUUUUUUCAAGGAUGUUCCACACAAGUGUAAUUUUCAUUGUUUUUUACAAACGGAUGGGAUUUUUUUAAUGUUGCAAAACGGGGAACUGUGGAUUUCGGAACUCUUCCCGAGGGUAGAAAUUCAAUACCCAAGAAUGCAUUUUUAACUAUUUUUCACGUAUAUACAGUAUGUUAAGAUUGUGUUUCCUUUUAAAAAAAAACAUUUGUGGCGGAAAUUCCACUGUCGGAGAACAUUCUUGAAAUUCUCUGUUGGUCCGUGUUGUUAGAUCGCUAAAGCCCCUUCCUGAUUCUGUUUGUCCAGUGGACAGAUGGUCCUCUUGCAGCACAGUCACUCCCCUGCUGUUACUGAUCAGACCUGAGCCAGGAUGAAGCUCUCACUGGCCAGACUGCAGCGAUGCACAAGCCAGGAACAUGAUUUGUAGCUGGAGAAGAAAAAAGAAUAUUACAACCUAAAAUCCCCCCUUUUAAUAUAACAUAAGCUAAAUUAUUACAGAUGUCUCCAGCCACUGAUGUCUCCUGAACCACUAUCUGGGAGAUCUUUUAAUUUUUCUGCGCUCUGGGUUAAUUUGCUCUCCUAGGAAAACCAAAGUGUUAGGGGCAAGGACAGAAGGAAAUGCUGCCAGAGGUAAAUGGGCGAGGCUCCUGGUUGUUUUCAUAUAGCAUUAAGACCAUGCCUGGGUUGGCAGCAGUAUGUGUCCUGCUGGUCUCCUGGGUUAACUGGAGGCCGAACAUAGUCCCUUUGCCAGGAGCGCGAUCCUGCAGGAAUCACGCCAGUUCUGGGUGGCGGUGGUAGCAGAAACAAGCGGGUUAGAGCCUGGUAGAAACUUGUUUCAAUAUAUUUUUUUAACUCUCUUCCCCCCUUCUGGAAACUUAAAGAAGGGACACGAGAUGGUGGGAGCUCACAUUCGCUGGAAACUUCAGGCAGUUGUAAAUUCUGAACUCGAGCGCCUUUCAUCCCUUGUCUUCAUAUUUCUCCCCUGCUUGGUCGCUGUGUCGUUCGGGCCCUGCUGUCCUCCGUGUGUUAUUUUGCGACAAGAGUUCACCUCGGGUUUUUAAUAAGCGGUCGUCGGGACAUUUGCAGUUUGAGUUCUUUGUAACUUUCCCUUUCCCUGUUCAUAACAUCCCUCUGUCGACAGAUUUGCUUUCAGAAUUCUUUCCUUUUUUAAAAAAAAAAAACCUUUCCGUUUCUGUCCUAUUCUCCAGUUUGUAUGAUACCCUCAGCCCAGCCACACACACCCCCCAAACCAAAAAAAGAAAAAAAAUGGUAUGAUCGCUUGUUUUGAGUUUCUAAUGCCAUCAAUAUCAAAUGUACAAACGGUUCUUGCUGACCCAACAAUAACUGAGUAUCUCUGAUGUUCAGAUGAGUUCAAAUAAACUUUUUUUCAAAAAAAAA